AUGAAGAUCAUCUGGGGCCUCGUACUGUUGCUGAGUACCGUGCUCACAAUGGGCACCUCCCUGCGGGAGAACUACUGCGAACGGAAUGUGACCGUGCGGUCCGUGCAGCCCGUGACCAAGCAGCGAACCAUUGUCAAGCCACCGUCCAAGUGGAAGUUCUGGAAGAAGCCCGAGAAGAAGACCGAGUUCUACAACGCCGAGGAGGAGCAGGUCACUUACAAGCUGGUCAGCGAGUGCUGCCAGGGCUUCAUCCAGGUCGAAUCGGGUCUCUGCGAACCCGUCUGCGAUCGCGGCUGUCCCGCCCAUGCCAGUUGCGUAGCGCCGCAACGGUGUCAGUGCAUUAGCGGUUACAUCUCCGCCCUGAACCACCAGGACGGAACCCACUACUGCGAGCCCAUCUGCGAGAGGGGCUGUGCCAGUGGCUCCCAAUGCGUGUCGCCCAACACUUGUGCCUGUCGCGAGGGUUACCAGCAGCUGGCCCCCUCUGGCGACGGAGUCAGUGGCGACUGCGUGCCCACCUGUCAGCUGGGCGACGGAUGUUCCAACGGCAAGUGCGUCGACGUGGAGCGCUGCUCCUGCAAUCCAGGCUAUUUGUGGGACAAGGAGGAGGACAGAUGCACGGAGGUCAGUGCCGAGUCGAUCGCCGAUGAGCUGGAAACAACUGAAUACAGUGCAAUGGAAGCAGCCACCGCAACUGCCACCGCUACUGCCGCCACCGACUGCCCGGAGGACUUUAUACUCUUCCGCGGCGAGUGUCGGGAGAAGCAGUUCAACAGCAACGAGUCGGGCUGUCUCCAGGGUGGCUGCGGUCCACACCAGACCUGCAACGAGUCGGGCCUCUGCCAGUGCGCGGACGGCUAUGUUCCGGAGGAGGGCGCCGAUCAGAACGCCAAUCUCAGCUGUCGCCGCACCCUGCUCGAUCAGAUACUCAGCCUCGACGCAGCUACCGAUGACGAGGACGAGUUGAAUCCCUGGACCAUUCCCAUCAUCGGUGUGGCCAGCGGUGCGCUCUUCGUGCUGCUGCUGGUUGGUCUGCUCGGCGGAAUGCGCCACCGCCAGAGACGAUCUGGUCCAAAUCCCAAGCCCAAGGAGGGGGAGCUGCAGUGUCAGUUUUCGCAGAAGAGCUACGACGUGGACGAGUGGGUGCCAUGAGGUGAAUCUGGUCAGGUGGGUCUCAUGAGUUCGGCUGUGUUAGAUCAUCUUUGAUUUUUUUUAUAUUAUAAAUAUUAUUUGAGAAUAAAGCUUACGGAUUUUAAUUGUGAAUGUUUGAA
Drosophila persimilis is the source of this 1271-nucleotide messenger RNA. RefSeq names its product multiple epidermal growth factor-like domains protein 10. The record is from RefSeq and is a predicted model, not a curated record. Lineage: Eukaryota; Metazoa; Arthropoda; Insecta; Diptera; Drosophilidae. The transcript has a single exon. Bases 1 to 1152 code for a protein of 383 amino acids.